GCGCAUUUGCCGGUGAUUUUUUAUGUACGUUUAUCGUUUGUAUUCAUUUUAUUUGGAUUUAUUAAGAAAAUUUUAAAACUUUUGGCUAAAAUCAUAGAUUUUAUUAGUUUUAAACGCGUAUUUUUUGAUUUUGUUUUACUUUUUUCUUAUUUCGUUUGGUGGCCUAAAGAAAAUGUCUGAUGAUGAUAUACAAUAUGUUAAGCGGCAAAGAACACUUUAUUAUGGUUCAUUAGAGGACGCCGAACGCAAACGUAUGUUGGCUGGAGCAACGUCAAAUCCUACGACAGUAACACAAGCUUCCCAAUUGGAAGAUAUAGACUCGGAUGAAGACUAUGAAGAGCAGAAAAAGCAUGGAACAACUAUAGCGCCUCCACCCACUGCCGCCGCCCUAGCAAAUAAAAUCGACGAUGACUAUUUUGAUUUGGAAACGGAAAUAUCGAAGGAUAAAGUAGCCUUACUAGAGGAAUUUGAGCGUAAGAAGCGAGCAAGACAAAUAAAUGUGUCUACCGAUGAUGCGGAGAUCAAACGAAAUUUACGUCAGCUAAAUGAACCCAUUUGUUAUUUCGGCGAAGGGCCGGCCGAGCGCAGAAGGCGUCUCAGAGAGUUGUUGGCCAGUUUGGGAGAAAACGCUAUAAAACAAAAGUUAGCCGAAGAAGAAGAACGAAAGCAAUUGCAAAAGGAACAGGAAACUACAUGGUAUCACGAAGGUCCAGAAACUCUUAGGAUAGCUAGACUAUGGAUAGCCGAUUAUUCAUUGCCUAGAGCGAGAGAACGUUUAGAGAAAGCUAAAGAAGCUCUAGAAGUGCCAAGUGCUACCAGAGCCGGUCGUAUGGUGGAAUUACAAAAACGCCUUCAAUCUUUAGCUCCACAUUCCAGUCAGGUGGGUGAUACCCGGCCAUUGGGCGGUUGUGCUUUCAAUCAUGAUUCGUCUCUUUUGAUGACAUCAUCCUGGUCGGGUUUAUGUAAAGUUUGGCGGGUACCCGAUUGCAAGCUGGAACAGACUCUACGCGGUCAUACAAGUUAUGUGGGAGGAGUAGCUUUUCGUCCGGGGGUUUCAUUUGAAGAGAAAAACGUGGUAGCUAUGGCAUCCGGUGGUCAUGACGGUGCUGUAAAAUUAUGGGGUUUUGAUUCUGAAGAGUCCAUUGCUGACAUAACGGGACAUAUGCCUCAUCGCGUAUCCAAAUUGAAUUUUCAUCCAUCUGGCCGAUUUUUAGCCACCGCAUGUUAUGAUGCCUCAUGGCGUUUGUGGGAUUUGGAGCAAAAGACUGAAGUACUUCAUCAAGAGGGACAUGCAAAAGCUGUGCAUUGUUUAAGCUUUCAAUCGGAUGGUAGUGUUAUAGUUACCGGUGGCCUAGAUGCUUUCGGCAGAGUUUGGGACUUGCGAACAGGUCGUUGUAUAAUGUUUUUGGAAGGACAUUUGGGAUCUAUAUUCGGUGCGGACUUUUCACCUAAUGGCUAUCAUAUUGCUACUGGUUCCCAGGACAAUACAUGUAAAAUAUGGGAUCUAAGACGUCGUCAAUCAGUGUACACAAUACCGGCUCAUGUCAAUCUUAUUUCCGAUGUCAAAUAUCAACGUGAUGGUGGUAGUUUUCUUGUUACUUGCUCUUACGAUUGCACUACUAAAAUAUGGUCUAAUAAAACGUGGCAGCCACUCAAAACACUUCAAGGUCAUGAUGGCAAAGUUGUUUCAUUAGAUAUAUCGCCAGACUCACAGUUCAUAGCUACAACAUCAUUUGAUCGCACAUUUAAAUUAUGGUCCCACGAAAGUUAAUCCAUGUUCAAUUAUUAUUAUUAUAUAUUACCAUGCAUUAUUUUGUUUAGAUUUUAUUAAAAGUUGUUAAUUAUCACUCUCAAGUAAAUUUCUUAUGGCUUUGAGACUUUAAUGAUGGUAAAUUAACUCUCCAAUAGUUUUUUAUAAAAUGUUAAUAACUGACUGAAAAUAGCCCAAAAUAACAAAACUCAACAUUAUUUGUACUCACAUGUUUUUCAUUAAUCGUUUGUAAUUUUUUUUUGUUAAAUUAAAAUAAAUGCCCAUUGUUAACAUUAAACUAUUUAAA
Messenger RNA from Lucilia cuprina (Australian sheep blowfly), 2057 nucleotides. It is a transcript of the gene U4-U6-60K, whose product is annotated as U4/U6 small nuclear ribonucleoprotein Prp4. The transcript has 2 exons. Gene Ontology annotation, cellular component: U4/U6 x U5 tri-snRNP complex. Lineage: Eukaryota; Metazoa; Arthropoda; Insecta; Diptera; Calliphoridae. Gene Ontology annotation, biological process: mRNA splicing, via spliceosome. Gene Ontology annotation, molecular function: U4 snRNA binding; U6 snRNA binding; protein binding. The record is from RefSeq and is a predicted model, not a curated record. The coding region runs from base 173 to 1771 and encodes 532 amino acids.